Molecule: messenger RNA, 2483 nt
Organism: Paramacrobiotus metropolitanus
Lineage: Eukaryota; Metazoa; Tardigrada; Eutardigrada; Parachela; Macrobiotidae
Product: endothelin-converting enzyme 1-like
Exons: 11
Coding region: 209-1372 (387 amino acids)
Biological process (GO): protein processing
Cellular component (GO): plasma membrane
Molecular function (GO): metalloendopeptidase activity
Source: RefSeq, a predicted model, not a curated record
GGCAACAAUACUUCCUGCCUUUUAACGAGUUGUGUUAUCCAAAAAUUCCGUUUGUAAAAACAGUGCUGGUUUCGAGUGUGGCGAGUGUUUCUGAGACUAUUGCUUUGAAUUUAAAAAAUUCGUUCAUUGUGAUGUGCGGAUAAUUCCUCGAGACUGCUACCGAAAUCUGAUUUUUUUGGAACUUUAAAUAACAGAGAAAGAGCGCGCGAUGUUGCUGUCGUAUGUAAUUGGAUUUCUGUUAACCAUCACUACAGAUAGUAUUAUACAAGCCAACGGGAUGCGUCAGUCAUCAACAAACGUGUGCAUGACGGAUCUUUGCCAACAAAUUGCCCGUGAAACCAUCUCCAGCAUGGAUGAAACUUUUGAUCCGUGCGUGGAUUUCUACGCCUACGCUUGUAACCGUUGGAAUAGCAGCAAUGGUCUGGCGAAUGAAGUGAUCGCUCCCAUGAUUCGCGAACAGCUACAAGAACUGUUCGACAGCGGAAAUUACACCAACCCCACGGAGAAAAAGGCAAUCGACGUUUAUGACCAGUGCAUCAGCCAGAAGCGAGGACACUCAUCCGGCGGCGGAAGUCUUGUGCGCGUUCUCGAUGACGUAAUGGGUGGAUGGUCGCUGUUGAAAGACCACUACAAUGUCUCUUCUUUUCGUCUGGACGACACUCUUGUCCGCCUGCAGCAGAACGACAUUCGGACCUUUAGCGAUCUUACCGUAAACAGGAACGAAUUUUCUAGCGAGGAGAAUAUCCUGUUCUUUACACCUCCUAGUCGCCUCUUUGGACGAUGGAGGCUUGGUUCACUGAUCAACGCCCAUUACAAGCCCACUGUUCGCAACGCGACUGCGCAACUAAUGAAGAUAUGGUCGCCGGUCGUGCUGCGCUUACUAAUAGAGGCUAAUACAAACGUCCAUCGGCCAACUGUGGAAAAGAGACUGGAGAAAGCUCUUAUGUUGGAUGUUACGCUGGCAAAGGGGUCAACAGAACUAGUACUCCAUCGAAAGCGUUUAACCUUCGGGGAUCUGAAAAGACCACCAUUCCGUUCGCGAUUUCUUGCAAAUUUCUUGUCUCUGUUUAACACCAUGCUUAAAGCAUCUUCGGUGGAAUUUCAUGCCACGCCGGCCACGCAGUUCGGGGUCCAGCCUCAGCUGGAGUAUCUCAUCAAUCUGGAUCACACUAUGGCGCAGCUGGAAUGCGAAGGCGAUGCGGGAUUGGCGACACUUGUUGAUUGGCUCUGGUGGACCGCUCUCUAUCACCUUGUAUAUCGAGAAACGGGCACCUGUGUAGAGCUGGUAAAAGCGGCCAUGCCGUUGACCGUCUCAGGAAUGUUUUCAAGACAUACAUACCGAGAGGAGCCGUUCAAGAGGCAAAACUGCUGACAGCCGAAAUUGCCAAUAGUGUUCGUGACGCAGUCCUCCUUAAUACUGACUGGAUGGACCGGGAUUCACAGGAGUUCGCCAUGACUAGGCUAAAUCAUACGCUGCGGAAUGUUGGUUAUCCCGAGGAGUUCCUGGGCGACUGGAGGCUCAUUGAUGACCUCUACGCAAAGGUUCAAGUGGGAGUAAAAUUCUAUGACACACUGCGCACUAUCGAUCAAAGCAACAGCUGGAUUAACCUGCAAAAACUUUCCCGCACCAACGCCCGGAAUGAUCCCUAUUUUCCGCCUGAUUUGACGUCAGUAAACGCCAAGGUGUAUCCGGACAGCAAUUACAUAGUCAUUCCAGCAGCACUCCUACAGCCACCCAUGUUCUACGCAAACAGCUGCGAAAUUGUUAAUUACGCUCGCUUAGAUGGCAUAUUUUUUAACUGGUGGACGAAUGCGACUCGAAACAAAUACAAUGCAAAAAAGUAUACUUUGGUCGAUUUCUACAACAGCAUCAGCACGAAGAACGACAGCAUCGAUGGCCGACAAACUCUCAGCGAGAACACUGCCGACAACGGCGGAUACCGAGCUGCUUAUUUAGCUUACCAUAAUUUUUUGCACCGCACUGGAUACCGCAUCAAACUACCGGGGUUAGAAGCGUUUACUGAGGAUCAGCUAUUUUGGUUAAUCGGGGCUCAGACAUGGUGCAUCCGUAAAGAAGCUCCUUUCGAUGCAGUGCACGCACCGUUCCGAUACCGUGUAAUGGGGCCGUACAUGAAUAGCGCGAAUUUCAGUGCAGCUUACAACUGUCCGCUGGGAUCCCCGAUGAAUCCGCGAAUUAAGGCGUGGUAGAGACGAUAUCAAAUUUAGAGGCGGUUUUAACUGUUACCGGGGAAAUUAGCACUGUGUAGUGACGAGGGUGAUAAAAUAAUGUUAUUACUGUAAAGACCAGUGAAUGCUGCUGCGCAUCUCUGAAUGAGGUGAACAUCGGGCAAAGCUUGAACAAUAUACCGAAUGUGUCAUUUAUGUUAAGUCAUUUAUGUUAAGUUGCGAAACAUGUAUUGUUUGGCAGGUAUAAUUCGCAACUGCCAUUUGGUGCCUCUUCCUUCGUCGCAAUUGCUAAGCAA